This is a messenger RNA of Aspergillus aculeatus ATCC 16872, 1140 nucleotides long. Its product is annotated as asparaginase ahrA. The transcript is spliced from 2 exons. The record is from RefSeq and is a predicted model, not a curated record. Lineage: Eukaryota; Fungi; Ascomycota; Eurotiomycetes; Eurotiales; Aspergillaceae. The coding region runs from base 1 to 1140 and encodes 379 amino acids. Gene Ontology annotation, molecular function: asparaginase activity.
AUGGCUAUCAAGUCUGUUGUGCUCUCCGCGCUGGCGACGUUGGCGUCGGCUUCACCUCUCCUUCAUGCUCGUGACAGCAAUAGCACAACUUAUGUCUUCACCAACUCCAAUGGCUUGAAUUUCACUCAGAUGAACACUUCCUUGCCCAAUGUGACCAUCUUCGCUACGGGAGGAACCAUCGCCGGCUCCGACUCGAGCUCGACCGCCACCACCGGAUACACCUCGGGGGCUGUGGGCGUGUUGACCCUCAUCGACGCCGUCCCGUCCAUGCUCGACGUGGCCAACGUGGCCGGGGUGCAGGUCGCCAACGUCGGCAGCGAAGAUAUCACCUCAGAUAUCCUGAUCUCCCUGUCCAAGGACAUCACCCGGAUGGUGUGCGACGACCCGACCAUGGCGGGUGCGGUGAUCACCCACGGCACUGACACGCUGGAGGAGUCGGCCUUCUUCAUGGACGCGACGGUCAACUGCGGCAAGCCUGUGGUCAUCGUCGGAGCCAUGCGUCCCUCGACGGCCAUCUCGGCCGAUGGGCCCUUCAACCUGCUCGAGGCCGUCACGGUGGCUGCCUCCCCCAAGGCCCGCGACCGCGGCGCCAUGGUCGUCAUGAACGACCGCAUCGCCUCCGCCUACUAUGUCACCAAGACCAACGCCAACACCAUGGAUACAUUCAAGGCCAUGGAGAUGGGCUUCCUGGGCGAGAUGAUCUCCAACAACCCUUUCUUCUUCUACCCGCCUGUCACCCCCACCGGCAAGGUGCCCUUCGACAUUGCCAAUGUCACUGAGAUCCCCCGCGUGGACAUCCUCUUCUCCUAUGAGGAUAUGCACAACGACACGCUGUACAAUGCCGUCGAGAGUGGUGCCAAGGGUAUUGUGAUUGCCGGAGCCGGAGCGGGAGGCGUCACCACCUCCUUCAACGCCGCCAUCGAGGAUGUCAUCAACCGUCUGGAGAUCCCCGUGGUGCAGAGCAUGCGCACGGUGAAUGGUGAGGUGCCGCUGUCGGAUGUCAGCAGCGACACCGCCACCCAUAUCGCCAGUGGGUACUUGAACCCCCAGAAGUCGCGCAUUCUCUUGGGUCUCUUGCUGGCCGAGGGCAAGAACCUGACCGAGAUGGCCGAUGUGUUUGCCCUGGGUACGAACGCGUAG